UUACGACGUAUUCUUAUUAUUCUCACGAUGGUAUUAGUCAUGCGUUGUUAAGUGGUGUCGGUUAAUGUUAAUCGUGAGCUGUAUCGUUUAAUCAAGCAAAAAUGACGGAGUGGAUCUACAUCCCCUUGAAAAAAGCAUCUGACAUCGACGUCUCCAAACCUCUGCUGAACGCCUUUAAAUCUAUUUACAGUGGCACGUCAGGCCAGAAAGAUUACUCAGACAUCGUUGAAAGCUUUAGCAAACUACGCAAAAAUGCCUUGUGGAAAGCUUUUGAAAAAAGCGAAAGCGCCCUGGAGAUCCUAUACAGAUAUUAUGAUCAAGUUUGCGUAUUGGAGAAAAAAAUACCUUCUCAUGAAUUGCAAAUUCCUUUCAAAUGGAAGAAUGCCUUUGGUGGAAAACAAAGCCUCACUGUUCUUGGCUUAGGUUAUGAAAAGGUCUGUGUUUUAUUUAAUAUUGCAGCUCUACAAAGUAUGAUUGCAGUCUCUCAACCAUUAGACAACGAUGAGGGCUUAAAACUAUCUGCAAAGCUGUUACAACUUGCAGCUGGAAUUUUAAACUCAUUCAAAGGUAGUGUUAUGAGUAUCAUUGAUUCAGAGCCAACGCCUGACUUGCGUCCAGAAACUCUUGAAGCACUUGCAUCGCUGAUGCUUGCACAAGCAAAUGAAAUCUUUACCUUUAAAGCCAUUCAUGAUAAUAUGAAAGAUACUAUUAUUGCUAAACUAGCAGCUCAAACAGAAGAAUUCUAUUUUAAUACUUUGAAAUUAAUGCAAAAAGAAAUUUUCAGAGCAUUUUGGGAUAAAGAUUGGAUUCAUCUGAUUACAGCAAAGCAACUUGGAUAUAAAGGAUUAGCUGAAUUCACUCAAUCGAAAGUAUGUAAAAAAAAUAACAAAAUUGGUGAAGAAAUCGCCAGACUAAAAGUUGCAAUAGAAUUGUUCAAUUCAGCGCUUCAUGAGUCAAGCAAACUAAGAUUUUUUGAAGAUAAUCGUGAUAAGGCUUCCAGAAGAUUAACGGAAGUACAAAAAGAUAAUGAUUUCAUAUAUCAUGAAAGAAUACCAGAUGCAAAAGAAUUAUCACCAAUCGAUAAAGUAGCUAUUGCUAAACCUUCACCAGUUCCUGAAAAAUUCAGUUCUGAUUUUCUAGAUAUUUUCCAGGAGUUAUUGCCUUCAACUGUUUAUCAAGCUAUAAAUAAUUUUGAGUCUGCUAAGCGUGAUUUGGUUAAUUCUGAAGUUGCCAAAUUGCGUAAUGCAAGACAACUUCUAAAUGGAACAUUGGCUAGUCUUAAUCUCCCAGCCGCUAUUGAAGAUGUUAGUGGAACUGAAAUUCCUCAAUCUGUGAAAGAAAAGGCAGUAGCAAUUCGUAAUGCUGGUGGUAUCGAAUUUUUAGAAAAAAUGAUGAAUGAACUACCAGAUUUAUUGCAAAGAAAUGAUGAUAUUCUCAAUGAGGCUGAAAGAAUGCUUAAUGAUGAACAAUCAUCAGAUGAUCAUUUAAGGACUCAAUUUAAGGAGCGUUGGACAAGAUUACCUAGUACAAGGCUUACACAGCAAUUUAGGUUGAAUUCUCAAAAGUAUCGGGGAAUAAUAAAUAAUGCUAAAAAUGCUGAUAAAGUUAUUAAAGAAAAAUAUAAUGAACAUCGGGAACCAAUAAGUUUGUUAUGUAUGGCUCCAGAUACUUUGGCACACCAUAUUCCUACUGGAGCAGCUGUUACAGAAAGUGGAGCUGUCAAUGAAUUGAGGAGUUUAAUGGAAAGUGUUGCAACUCUUAAGGCAGAACAAGAUGCUAUUGAAAAUGAAUUACAAUCUAAAAGUAUUGACUCUCAAUCAAUAUUUACUCAAGCUUUGGUAAAUGGAGAACUUGAAAAUGAAAGUAGCUUGGUUGUAGGAACAUUGGAUAAAUACUAUUCUUCUCUAAAAGAGCAAGUAGCUAGGUCACUUCAAAAACAAGAAAAUUUAAUCAAGGCCAUCCAAAUAAAACAUGGAGAAUUUUCAAGAGAGCAACAAAAUAGUGGUAGUACUCGCGAGAUGAUGCUUUGCAAAUUAGCCGGAGCUUAUGAUGUUUUCAUUGAAUUAAAAGGCAAUCUGCAAGAAGGAAUCAAGUUUUAUAAUGAUUUGACACAAUUGUUGAUAAUAUUCCAAAGCAAAAUUUCCGAUUAUUGUUUUGCGCGUAAAACUGAAAAAGAAGAACUUUUGAAAGAUUUAACGCACAAUCUGAGCGUCGACAAUCAAGUGCCAGAUGAAACUGCUGGAAUGCAAAGGAUGACCUUAUCGCGACCUACCACUGGUGGUCAGCAGCUGCCCUACCCAACUUCAAAUCAAGGGGGAAUGCCUGUACCUCAUGGAAGCUUUCCGCCUCUGCCAUCAACGUACAAUCCUUACAGUUAAAAUAUGACUAUCAAGAUUGUUUCAUCAUCUGCAAAAUACUGCGUUUUAUAUUUCAACUCAAUGUUGAAAAAAUUUUAAUUUUUAUGAUAAAUGCUAUAUUCUGGUUUAUUCAUGCUUAUGUAAUAGAUUAUAUAUGUUGUAUCUGUAUUUACAUUUUGUAUUAUAUAUUGGGUAUUAAGCCCUGUUACUAUUGUUAAAAUAGCUUAAAUAAAAUAUUUCUUAAUAUAACUAUUUUCUUUCCAAUAAUAUAAUUUUACCAAAAUUAUUGUCUUCAAUUGUACAUUGCAUUAUAAAAUUUAAAAUGGUAUAAAAUUAUUAAGUAUUAUCAAUUGUAAGACAACACCAAAUAAAUCAAUUUAAACUUUUA
This is a messenger RNA of Trichogramma pretiosum, 2745 nucleotides long. It is a transcript of the gene ALiX, whose product is annotated as programmed cell death 6-interacting protein. Gene Ontology annotation, cellular component: endosome. Gene Ontology annotation, biological process: mitotic cytokinesis. The coding region runs from base 102 to 2378 and encodes 758 amino acids. Gene Ontology annotation, molecular function: protein binding. The transcript is spliced from 2 exons. The record is from RefSeq and is a predicted model, not a curated record. Lineage: Eukaryota; Metazoa; Arthropoda; Insecta; Hymenoptera; Trichogrammatidae.